Messenger RNA from Elaeis guineensis (African oil palm), 2273 nucleotides. RefSeq names its product sulfate transporter 4.1, chloroplastic. Gene Ontology annotation, biological process: sulfate transmembrane transport. The record is from RefSeq and is a predicted model, not a curated record. Lineage: Eukaryota; Viridiplantae; Streptophyta; Magnoliopsida; Arecales; Arecaceae. Gene Ontology annotation, cellular component: membrane. Gene Ontology annotation, molecular function: secondary active sulfate transmembrane transporter activity.
UUACCAUCGACUUCUUUUCUUUUGCUCCCCGCGAAGCGUCGCCGCCGGCCUGCGUAGGAGGGGGGCGGCGAUAAUGGAGAUAGACUCCGACGCCACGGCCUCCUCGAGGACGAAUAGCUUCGGCGGUGGCCGGACGGUGAAGGUGAUCCCAUUCCAGCAUGCGUCGCCGUCGCCGCCGCUGCCACAGCCGUCGGCGACGCUGGUGGCCAGAUGGGGGGCGAAGCUCCGGGUGAUGACGGCCAUCGAGUGGAUGGAGCUCUUCCUCCCGUGCUCCCGCUGGAUCCGGACCUACCGAUGGCGGGAUUGCCUCCAGGUCGACCUCAUGUCCGGCCUCACCGUCGGCGUCAUGCUCGUCCCUCAGGCAAUGUCAUAUGCCAAGUUAGCAGGGCUUCAUCCAAUAUAUGGGCUUUAUUCAGGGUUUGUUCCAAUAUUUGUUUAUGCUAUUUUUGGAUCAUCACGUCAACUGGCAGUGGGUCCAGUGGCGUUAGUAUCACUCUUGGUAUCUAAUGUCUUGAGCCACAUUGUUGAUCCUUCUAAUGAGCUGUACACUGAACUUGCCAUAUUAUUGGCACUGAUGGUUGGCGUAUUGGAAUGUCUUAUGGGUUUGCUAAGGCUUGGGUGGCUUAUUCGUUUUAUUAGUCAUUCUGUAAUAUCUGGCUUCACUACUGCUUCAGCCAUUUCAAUCACCUUGUCUCAAGCCAAAUACUUCUUGGGGUACAAUAUAGUACGAAGCAGCAAAAUUAUACCACUAAUCAGAAGUAUAAUUGCUGGAUCUGGUGAUUUCUCAUGGCCACCCUUUGUGAUGGGAUCAAUUUUUCUUGCAAUUCUUCUCCUGAUGAAACACUUGGGUAAAUCCAAGAAGUGUUUGCGAUCUCUAAGGGCAGCUGGUCCCCUUGCAGCAGUUGUACUUGGCACAACUUUUGUGAAAAUAUUUCAUCCAUCUUCAAUUUCAGUGGUUGGUGAAGUACCCCAGGGUCUUCCAAAGUUCUCGAUUCCUAGAGGAUUUCAGCAUGUGAAAUCUCUACUUUUAACUGCAGCUCUUAUUACUGGUGUGGCCAUUUUGGAAUCUGUGGGGAUUGCUAAAGCUUUGGCUGCAAAGAAUGGUUAUGAGUUAGACUCGAAUCAAGAGUUGUUCGGUCUAGGUGUGGCAAAUAUUUGUGGAUCAUUCUUUUCUGCAUACCCUAUAACUGGUUCUUUUUCUAGGUCAGCGGUAAAUCAUGAGAGUGGGGCCAAAACUGGAUUAUCUGGAAUUACAAUGGGCAUUAUAAUGGGAUGUGCUCUUUUGUUUAUGACACCAUUGUUUAGUGAAAUACCUCAGUGUGCCCUAGCUGCAAUUGUGAUAUCCGCUGUAAUGGGCCUGGUGGAUUAUGAAGAAGCCUUGUUCCUUUGGCGUGUAGAUAAGAAAGAUUUUCUUCUCUGGACAAUCACUUGCAUUGCAACAUUAAUCUUUGGUAUUGAGAUUGGUGUUGUUAUUGGGGUCGGCUUCUCGCUUGCAUUCGUUAUCCAUGAAUCAGCAAAUCCACAUACAGCUGUAUUGGGCCGUCUUCCUGGAACAACUGUUUACAGAAAUAUUCUGCAGUAUCCUGAAGCAUAUACAUAUAAUGGAAUAGUCGUAGUUCGAAUUGAUGCACCUAUCUAUUUUGCAAACAUCAGCCAUAUCAAGGACAGGCUACAGGAAUAUGAACAUAAUCUUUCUGGGACAGCAAACCGCGGACUGGAUGUUGGAAGAAUUUAUUUUGUGAUCCUUGAGAUGUCACCUGUUACAUAUAUAGACUCCAGUGCUGUUCAAGCCCUCAAAGACCUGCAUCAGGAGUACAAUUCACGUGGCAUCCAGAUUGCAAUUGCAAAUCCAAACCCGGAAGUUGCUCGGUUACUCUCAAGAUCUGGCCUUAUAGACCUGAUUGGGAAGGAAUGGUGGUUUGUGAGGGUCCAUGAUGCUGUACAAGUUUGCCUACAACAUGUGCAGAACCUGAAUGGGAUUACUCCUGAGGCAGCAAACAAGACUCCUAGGAGGCAGCUGAGUUUCCUGCAGAGCCUAUGGAAACAUGAAGGUGGAGGCAACUUCAUGGUGGAGCCCCUCCUCCCUCAAAAGCAAGUAUAAGCGUCUAUUCCUAUAGAAAGGUGCAAUCCUGCUAGAGGAGGGAUUCACGGGACACUGGAACCAGCAUAGAAACUCAUGAAUUUAUUCAGAUUGGGCUUUUUACCUAGGAAAUCUAGGAGGCCUUUGUAUCCAGCCUUUAAAGCUUCUUUAGUUUUAUCUUUUUUUCUAUUCC